Molecule: messenger RNA, 1769 nt
Organism: Thlaspi arvense
Lineage: Eukaryota; Viridiplantae; Streptophyta; Magnoliopsida; Brassicales; Brassicaceae
Source: the annotation of a GenBank genome assembly
UAUUGCAAAUAUAUGUUUUUAAUGGGAUUUCUUUCUCUCUAUAAAUAUAGCAUAUAAAUAAAAUAGCUGUCAUCUUUUCUUCUAUGGCAAUUGUUUGAUUUCCAAACUUAUAUUUUAGGCUUAUCAAACAUGUCUCGCUCUCUAAUGUAAUAGUACUACCCUUAUCUACACACACACAUACAUAUACUUUUUUCUCUCUCGGCUUGAAGAAGUGAAGAUUGAUCGAUGUUAGCUCUCUCUCCGGCAAGUAACUCGACAGGAGAUGAUUGCAAUGGAGAGUCAGAGUUUCUUGCUACGUCGUGUGGAUUCAGUAUCGAGCCCGAGGAGGAGUUCCCGGAUUUCGCUGACCACGGCGAUCUCCUCGACAUCAUCGACUUCGACGAUCUGUUCGGCGUCGCCGGAGAUGUGCUUCCUGACCUGGAGAUCGACCCUGAUAUCUUAGCCGGAGAUUUCUCCGAUCACAUGAACGCUUCCUCGACGGUGACCACGACGUCGUCGUCGUCGGAGAAGACUGAUGGUCAAGGGGAGACUAAUAACAAGGGUGUUUCGGGGAAAGGUGAAGAAGUUGUCAGCAAAAGAGACGAUGGGGAGACUGCUGUGGCGGAGACGGUGAACUAUAACGGUGACAGUGACCGGAAAAGGAAAUAUCCCUCAUCUGGUUCUUCCAGGAACAAUCGAAUCACUAACAACGAAGGGAAGCGAAAAGUGAAGGUGGAUUGGACACCAGAGCUACACAGGAGAUUCGUGGAGGCAGUGGAACAGUUAGGAGUGGAGAAAGCUGUUCCUUCUCGAAUCUUGGAGCUUAUGGGAGUCCACUGUCUCACUCGUCACAACGUCGCUAGUCACCUCCAAAAAUAUAGGUCUCAUCGGAAGCAUUUGCUAGCUCGUGAGGCCGAAGCGGCUAAUUGGACACGCAAACGCCACAUCUACGGGUUAGACUGUACCGGAGCUAAUAAUAUUAAUGGUCGGAAUAAAAAUGGUUGGCUCGCACCCGCACCCACUAUCGGCUUUCCACCUCCACCGCCCGUGGCUGUUGCGCCGCCACCUGUCCACCACCAUCACUUUAGACCGUUGCACGUGUGGGGACAUCCCACGGUUGACCAGUCCGUCAUGCCGCACGUGUGGCCCAAACACUUACCUCCACCGUCUACUGCCAUGGCUUCUCCACCGUUUUGGGUCUCGGAUUCUCCCUACUGGCCUAGGGUUCAUAACGGGACGACUCCGUAUUUGCCGACUGUUGCUUCGAGGUUUAGAGCACCGCCGGUUGCCGGAAUCCCGCAGGCUCUGCCGCCGCAUCACUUGGUGUACAAGCCAGAUCAUGGCUUUGGCGGUGCUCGUGCACCGGUGGACUUACAUCCGUCAAAAGAGAGCGUGGAUGCAGCCAUAGGAGAUGUAUUGACGAGGCCAUGGCUACCACUUCCGUUGGGAUUAAAGCCACCGGCUGUUGACGGCGUUAUGACGGAGCUUCACCGUCAGGGUGUCUCCGAGGUUCCUCCGACCGCAUCUUGUGCCUGAAACGGACAAGCGCCGGAGGCAAACCCGAACCAAAAAAAUUCGACGACAUGUCUUUUUAAUUCUUGUUUUUUUUUUUCCAAGGGUUGUUUUUUGUUUUGGCCCUUGUUGAGUGUUGAGGGCUUAGUGUCUCAUCGUCACCAUGUAACUAAUAAGGAGACCUUUUAAUUUCAUAUUUUGGGUGCUACUUUGUACGCUCGCUACAACGCAAAUAAAUGAUAUUAUAUAUCCUCUCUAUAGCCGCUGAUGAUUUAUAA